CAAAACUGAGGUAGCAAAUAUCAAUAAUAUAUUCGAGUAGUAGGAAGAGUUUAGAAAAACAUAAAAAAUGAGAACAAACUGCUGCAACUCCACAAGGUUCUUUUCUCGCGAAUUCAAUCGCGCAUCGUAUGGAACUCGUCAGCUCAAUUUUAGCCAAUACCGGCCACUGCACCGAGCAAUACUGGAUGGCGAUUGGGAGAGAGUGGAAAAAUUUUACAAGUCACAUCGAGGAGCAGAGACUGCUAGAAUCACAGAAAGCAAGGAUACGGCGCUGAUGGUAGCGAUUAUGUCGGGGCAGAAAAUAGAAUUCGUAAAGAAGCUUAUGCAGUGUGGAUGGUUGGAUUUGACAACAGUGAACAAAGAGGGGAAUACUGCACUUCAUGAAGCUGCAAUUGUUGGUCAUUUAAAGGCUGCUGAGUUACUAGUGGGAAAAGUCCCAAGCUUGCUAGACAGUCGUAAUUCGGAUGGGUAUGUACCACUUCACUUGGCCGCUGCCAAUGGUCAGAGGGAGAUUCUGUGUUAUUUUCUGAAACAAGGUGUGGGGCUAUCGGAAUUGGAGUUGGACAUGCUUAUGCAUCUUGAAAUAACUGCCAGAUUCUUUGAUUUGGCUAUUUAUUUACUUGAAAGCAACUGUAGAUUAGCAUUGUCCAAGUGGCAGGGUGUCCCUCAUUUGGAAAUAUUAGCCCAAAUGCCAUGUGCUUUUCCUAGCGGAACAAAAUUAAACAUAUGGAAGCGUUUUAUCUAUCAUUUUGUUCCGGUUCUAAAGGAUCCUUUUGACUUCGGAAGUUUACCGAAUGCUACUGUGGACACGGAGAACCAACUUCAAAGUUCACAAGCACCAACAACCUGCUCCGGGAUUCAAAGUUCAAAAGACUACUUCUUCUCUGUGCCACAUGUCAAGCACAUUCAAGAGAUCAAAUCAAUGCAUGAUUGCACAAAAUUGUUUGUGAGAAUGUUUUGCCAGAAACUUCAGAAUAGUCCAGAACAUUCAUCAAUCCUUAAAAAGGCCUUUCUAUUAGGGGCAAAAAAUGGGAUUCACGAAAUAGUAGAAGAGAUCUUAGUGGUAGUUCCGGAAGCAAUUUCUUGUGUAGACGAAGAGGAGCAUUCUGCUCUCCAUCUUGCAGUCAUGUACCGUCAUGAACAUGUUUUCAACUUCAUUAUUCAACAAAUGGGAGUGGGUAAAAAGUUAUUGUUGAAAGUCGACAAUGAAGGCAACAAUAUCUUGCACUUGGUUGGACGAAUGCCAUAUCAGCCACAACUUGAAGUUGUUUCUGGUGCAGUUUUACAAAUGCAGCAUGAAGUGCAAUGGUACAAGGAAGUAGAAAAGCUUGUGCCGGUGCAGGCAACAACAGCAAUGAACCAUGAAGGAAAGACACCUAUGAUGGUAUUUGAAGAGGACCAUCGCCGUAUGAUCCAAUCUGAACAGCAAUGGAUUGUAAGCCUAGCAAGUGCAUGCACUGUUUCAACAACAAUCAUUGGCACAAUAGCAUUUUCGGCAGCCAUUCAAGUGCCAGGGGGAAACAGAGGUGAUGGCCGCCCAACCUUAUAUGAGGGAACCGACUUCACAAUAUUUGCCAUAUCAAAUGCAGUCGCUCUAUACUCGGCCAUCUCCACAUUCUUAAUCUUUUUAUCCAUCUUCACUACACGCUAUGCAGCAAUUGAUUUUCUAUAUUCCCUGCCCAAUAGAUUAAUAAUUGGCCUGAUUUCCCUGUUUGUCUCUAUAACAUCCACUAUUAUAGCUUUCGGUUCUGCCCUAUAUCUCAUGUUUUUCCUAGAAAGCCAACCUCUGAUUCUUACUCCAGUGGUCAUAAUGUCCUUUGGACUAGUGACUCUGUUUGCUUUCUUGCAAUUUCCCCUCCUCCUAAAUAUGAUGAAAACCACAUAUGGCCCAAGCAUGUUCAACCUUUCGGAUGGAAGAAAUAGUCGAAAAGGCAUAAGAUUUUGAGCUUCCUUAGAUGUACGCCGUAUCAAAAUUAAAAUGCAACAUUGCUCAUCGAUGCCAUAGCGAAAUACGCAAGAUGAAUAAAACUCUCAUUUCCCCUUGUUCUCCCUCUGUAAUAUUAAAUGUGUGCUUGUGGGCAAUAAUUGUAAGCACUCCAAUUGAGUGAUUAGUGAAUGUGAUUACUGCUUUAGUUUGUUA
Molecule: messenger RNA, 2140 nt
Organism: Camellia sinensis
Lineage: Eukaryota; Viridiplantae; Streptophyta; Magnoliopsida; Ericales; Theaceae
Source: RefSeq, a predicted model, not a curated record